Messenger RNA from Candida dubliniensis CD36, 375 nucleotides. RefSeq lists its product as uncharacterized. NCBI's taxonomy places the organism in Eukaryota, Fungi, Ascomycota, Pichiomycetes, Serinales, Debaryomycetaceae. The transcript has a single exon. The record is from RefSeq and is a predicted model, not a curated record. Bases 1 to 375 code for a protein of 124 amino acids.
AUGUUGAGAACAGUAUUAGGUACUUCCAAGCAUAGCCGAGCAUUCAGAAGAGCCAUGGCCCUAGAGCUUCGUCCCUUGCGCUCAUACUCAGUCGAGCAACCACCCCCACAGCCAAUCACGGAAACAAAAUUCGCUGCAGUCAAAGAAUACAUGAAAAGAGUGCAAACAGAGGAUACACAUGAAUCCGAAAAGGUUUUAAAGCUUUUUAGAAAGAUGGGAGCCAUUUCUAUUGUCGUGGUAUUGGCAUCUAUUGGAUAUGCUGCGUAUGACCAGUCAUAUAAUGGUAACACACAAAUUGUUGAAGAACAACAGGUCAUCAAAUUGCCUGACUUGACACAGGAUAUAAGAUAUCAAAAGAGAGGAGAUGAAAAGUAG